Saccostrea cuccullata (small rock oyster) is the source of this 10388-nucleotide messenger RNA. RefSeq names its product extracellular matrix organizing protein FRAS1-like. The record is from RefSeq and is a predicted model, not a curated record. Bases 363 to 10388 code for a protein of 3341 amino acids. Gene Ontology annotation, cellular component: membrane. Lineage: Eukaryota; Metazoa; Mollusca; Bivalvia; Ostreida; Ostreidae. The transcript is spliced from 63 exons. Gene Ontology annotation, molecular function: protein binding. Gene Ontology annotation, biological process: anatomical structure morphogenesis; cell communication.
GUCUCCCGUAACGCUCUUCGCUUGUCAUAGUUCAGAACUCAAGUGCGCCACAUGGGGAUCAGUGUUGCACUGUUUGCUUUGACUUAAUACCUUAUUUCUGUGUGCAGGUGAUUUUUUUAAGUUUAAGAAAGAAGCUCACCGCCGAGAUAAUCUUGUGAAAGAAGGACUUUUUCAUCCUAAAUUACAUGUUUUUCUUAUUCCUGUGAAAUGAAAGAGGAUGUCAAAAAUUUUAAAAUUUGACGUGUGAAAUAUUUUAAGAUGUGUAUUAUCGGUAACACGUGAGUUGACUUGUUGUGGAAAGAUGGAGUGUGAAUUUAAUCAUUUUACCUGAAAAUUUAAAUUUUUGAUUUUAAUUGGAAGAUAUGUGGGGCUCCUUGCUAUCAAUCGGCACUGUCGUGAGUCUGUUAGUGCAGAAACUUGCAGCCGAUUGUCAACAUAUGGACAAGUUCUAUAUGAAUCACACGCUCUGGUUGCCAGAUCUCUGUACUAUCUGUACCUGUCUGGACCCUGUGUCUGUCUGUGAAAAUGUCCGCUGCCUGAAUCCCAACUGUUUCUAUGCUAAGGGGGAAUAUCUUCAGAUUCCACAUGAUGGGUGUUGUCCAGAGUGUGUAGGAACUUUAGCCCCUUGCCGUCAAGGCUCCAAAACAUUCGCACACAACACUGACUGGUACCCUGAUCCUUGCUCCCACUGUACGUGUUGGGAUGGAGACGUCACUUGUUCGGCAGUAGCCUGUCCCAGACAGAACUGUAAACCUGGGACUGUAGCCCAGACCCUGCCCGGGCAAUGUUGCCCCCAGUGUAUAGCCUCUGGAAGUUCCUGCUCAACGGAUGGUGCAACUUAUGACGAUGGACAUGAGUGGUCACCCCUUCCUUGUACAAAAUGUGUGUGUCAAGACGGAACAGCCUCAUGUUUCCCAAUACAGUGCCCCCCUCUCGUUUGUCCCCCGAGUGAGAGAAAAGUGAGAAGACCUGGGGAAUGUUGCAUUGAGUGUGUCAGUGGACGAGAUUCAUGUAAUUCUGAGAUACCAGUUCGUUACCAUGGUGAUGUGUGGAACAUUUCUGCUUGUGAAUUCUGUUUGUGUGAAAAUGGUCAAGUCCAGUGUCAUAAAGCCAUGUGUGAACCACUCAUCUGUGAACUAUAUGAAACCAAGGUCCAUCUAGAUGGGAAAUGUUGUCCAGAAUGUAUGGAACAACCAAGAUGUUACUCUAAUGGAGAGAUUUACUUGGAUGGUGACACGUGGUACCCUGACCCCUGUUCUAUAAUUUUGAUGUGUUUUUUUCCCCCUUUAGGAUGGAUGGUGACACGUGGAUGGUACCCUGACCCCUGUUCUAUCUGUAGCUGUAGGGAGGGACACAUCACCUGUUACCAGAAGCCCUGUCCUGUCUGUCCCCAGGGUCAGGUGUCCCUCAUUCACUCCGGGGAGUGCUGCGGUACCUGUAAACCAUUGCAAUGUGGCAAGGCCUGCUCUGUUUGUCGCCCGGACAAUCCAGACUACUGCCUGGUCUGUAAACAGCCUGGACUUUAUCUACAGGACGGAAAAUGUCUGACCAGCUGUCAGGAAAACUAUUAUGUCACCAAAAAUAGAAAAUGUGGAGAGUGCCAUGAUACAUGUGUCAGCUGUACAGGGGCCACACAACAUCACUGUGUCAAAUGUAAGCCUGGUCUACUAUGGAGGGGUGGACAGUGUGUACCCAGGUGUGGAUCUAACUUCUACCAAAACGGAGGGCAGUGCCUGGCCUGCCAUUCAUCUUGUCAGGAAUGCCUUGGUCCUAACAAAAACAACUGUUUGUCCUGUACAAUAUCAGGUCAAGUCCUACUAGCGGGCCAAUGUGUCAAUGACUGUGGACCCCAAUACUACAUAAAGGAUGGAAAGUGCACCAGUUGCCAGCCUACUUGUUCUAGCUGUUCUAGUGAUGGGAGAUUCUGUACUAACUGUACCCAGUCCCUCGUCUUACACAAGGGGCAAUGUGUGACUGGCUGUCCCUGGGGGUACUUCAUCUCCCCUCUUGGAGUGUGUACAGCGUGUCACCCGAGCUGUAAGAAAUGUAGUGGGCCCCAAGAAGUGGAUUGUCUGACAUGCCUGGACGGUUCCCCUCCCAGGAAAGGAGGUCACUGCCCCGGAAACUGUGUCAGCGGGGAAUACAGGGACACCAGCGGAAACUGUAAAAAGUGUGAGCCUGGAUGCAUCAGAUGUAGGGCCACAGACAGUGGACAGGGAUCUGUUUGUGUGGAGUGUCCCUCACCAAUGAUGGCUUUUGACAACAUCUGUGUCAGGCAGUGUCCCAUUGGUCACUUUAAUCAGAGCUCAAUUUGUCAAAAGUGCAGCAGUGGUUGUGUGGAGUGUACCUCCCCCUCCCAGUGUACAAGAUGUGGUCCCUCCCUCCUCCUGUCAGCGGGGGUAUGUGUCCUCCAUUGUCACCCUGACCAGGUCAUUGAUUCACUCCAUAGUGUCUGCCAAGACUGUCCUGCAAAUUGUCUUCGCUGUUCUACCCCUGAUGAGUGUACGCAGUGUGAUGAUGUAACAUACCUUAAGAUGGGAGUCUGUGUAUCAGCUUGUGGCCAAGGUUUCUAUCAGAAUCCGGAGACAAGGCAGUGUACUGUCAAUCAACACCGACCCACUCUACAGAUAAUUGGUCAGAUUCAGGUGGAGCAAGGUGGAGUGGUCAGCAUUACUGGUGAUACCUUCUCCUUGUCUGACUCAGACACUUCAAAAGAUGACCUCCACUUAAUAGUGACUGAGACUACUAGCAUUGGAAAACUGGUGAAAGCUGUCCAAGGGAAUGAUGGGAUAUUAGAGUCUGGAGGUACAUUUUCAUUGGCUGAUCUAGAAACUGGCAAGAUUCGCUUCAUACACAACGCUGGGAAUGACAGGAAAGGCAAGAUUAAAUUAAGAGUAACUGAUGGUCAACUAUACAGUGAAGAAAGAAUGUUACAUAUUCUGGUCAUUCCCAAAAAUCCACCAUAUUUACGGAAGCAUGAGUCAUUGUUGGCAUUUCUGGACAAUACAACUACCAUAGGACCACAACAAGUUGAUAUCCGAGUAGACAGCUUAGAAAAUUCUGUUUCCAUCACAGUGUUAAGAGGUCCCAGUCAUGGACAGAUUGUGAACAUAGACAAUGAUGUACCUGUGUCAGAAGUUGCUUUGAAAGAUUGGACCAAUGAGAAAUUAGCUUACAAAAUCUAUAAGUCCAAAGCCACCUCUGACAAGGUUCUGUUCCAGGUGUUUGAUGGCUACCACUCUCUUAACUUCCUGCUGGAUAUUACUAUAAGAAAACAGGAAGAUGUGCUACCAUUAAUCGUACAGAACAACAUGGGUCAUGUGAUAAAAGGUCAAAUGCUGCAGCUAACGUCAGAGUUAUUAAGUGCUAAGGUUAUGGAUACCAAUAAUGCCCCAUCAGAUGACAUUAUAUUCACAUUAUCUCCCCCAGUCAACAAUCCAAAAGAAGGAGAAUUGAAGAUGGUAGUACAGCAGCCAGAGGACGGACCAGGGAGGGGGUGGGAGGAUGUAGGAGACGGGAAAAUGUCUGCCAAGAUGUUCCGCUUCUUACAGAGAGACAUCAAUGAGGGCAGGAUCUGGUACAAACACAUGGGGGCCUCCAAAGACGCGGAUUUCUUCACAUUUGAGGUGUCAGACACAGCUAAACAUCCCAACAUCCUGAGAGACCAGGUGUUUCACAUCCUGGUUACACGCGAAAGUCUGACUACUACAGCUGUACCUACAGUAGCACCAGGAACUAAACUAGGAAUCUCAGUGUUGGAGAACCAAGUGACCCCCAUCAGUAGUACAAACUUAGCUUACCAGGAUAGGGACACAGAGGACAAAGAUAUCGUCUAUAACAUCAUCAGACCGCUGGGCCAGGGGGAGGGGUCAGUGGAGUAUCUGUCACACCCCUUCACCCCCAUCACCAGAUUCUCCCAAGAGGAUAUCAACAACAAUAGGGUCCUUUAUAGACCGCCAGGCACAGAGUUAGGGGCCCAAGAGAGGGAAUUCUUUUUCAUUUUCACAGUAUCUGAUGGUACAACAAACUCCACAAAGGAGGAGCGCUUCACCAUUAGAGUUAUUCCAGUGAACAAUGAGCCCCCCACGUUUACCUACGAGAAUGCUCCCCUCCAGGUGCCACUGGGAGGGAGUGUUCCUCUGGGAUUGCCAGUCUUGGGGGUUCUGGAUCCUGAUACAGCCAAGGAGGAUUUAAGGUUUACUCUGACUGUGAUGCCAAACCAUGGGCAGAUGGAGAAAAUUUUAAACAACAGUAAAGUCUUUCUGAGGCAAGGUGACACAUUUUCGUAUGGUGAGAUCCAGACGAACUCAUUCCAUUACACUCAGGACAAGUCUGACCCCGCUGUGUUGGACAGACUGGAGGUACAGGUCAGCGAUGGCAUCCACCAGGUGUCCACUCGUAUCAACGUGUCCAUCAUCAGGGUAGACAACUCAGCUCCUGUCCUGUUACCUACAGCUACCUGUAGGGUACUGGUCAAAGAGGGAGAGACAGUUGUCCUACAGAGGACCAAUCUGGGCUUUAUGGAUGAGGAGGACAGAGAUGACAGAUUGAGGAUAAUCCUCAAUUCCUACAUUGCUCACGGCUCCUUCAAAUAUAAGGCUGCCAGGCUGUUACAGAAAGGCUCCUCCUUCACACAACAGGACAUCAAUGAUGGCUAUAUCAGCUAUACUGCAGACAAAGAGAUAGGAAUUCAGCCAAUCACAGAAGUCCUUAUAUUGAAUGUGACAGACAGCAGACAGAAUCUGUUACCCAAUCAAGUGUUUUCUAUUGUAGUGGAACCAGUGGAUAACCAGCCACCUUCUGUUAUUGUUGGGGAAGAUGUCAAAGUUGAGGAAGGGAAGAUAGUGCCCCUCUCUCUGAGGAACAUCAAGGUCACUGAUAUGGACAGUUCUGUAGGUCAUCUCUCUGUCCUCAUCAGAAGAGGACCCAGCUUUGGGCGAAUAGUGUCCACAAAGACAGAAGUUUCCUCUGAAGUCCAUAAGGGACCCUCCACUGUGGCUUCCUUCUCUAUCCAGGACCUUGUAGAGGAAUACGUCUACUAUGAACAAAGUGACCACAGGAACAAGGAAGCUGUGUGGGACGGCUUCCUGUUUACUGUAACCGACGGCAACAAUACCACACCAGUCUACAGACUCAACAUUUCCAUCACGUUGGUUAAUGAUGAACUACCAUCUUUGAUCACUGAGCAGCUGUUUGUCAAGGAAGAUAACUAUGUAAUAUUGACCAAUGCUUCCCUGUACGUCACAGAUUUAGACACUCCUCCCAAAGAUCUCAUUAUAACAGUCAUCUCAGAACCAACACAAGGAACAUUUGGAUUGAAAACAAAUGCAGGACAUCUAGAUCCAAUGAUAAAAGAACUCAUAAAAGGACACAGAUUUACAUAUCAGAAUGUCCUUGAUGACUUAAUGGUGUACAGACACAUGGGAGGUAACAUUAAGAGUGACUCCCUGUCCCUAUCUGUGACUGAUGGGGAUUUUAAGGUAGAGGGAACCCUCCCUAUAGUGAUAGGGAUAGUCAAUGAUGAGACUCCACGAGUGUCAGUUAACAGAGGACUCAGGGUCAAUACAGGAUCAAUGACGUUUAUAAAAUCUAAGGACCUUCAGUCAACAGACAUUGACUCUGAGGACUCCAUGUUACUGUACACCAUCACCCAGGAUCCACCAGCCGGCCAUCUACAGUACGUAAAGGGAGGGAACUCAGCCCGGAUCUCCUCCAAAGGCAAAAUCCGCACCUUCCUUCAGUCAGACAUCAAUAGUGGUUAUAUACAGUUUGUCCACCAAGCAGGGGAGAUGACUGGGGUUGUCUUAUUCAAGUUUGAUGUAGAGGACAGUGAGGGCAACAAAUUGAUUGAUCAAGACUUCUUCAUUACUAUCAUAGAGGACAGACACCCUCCUCAGGCAUUAGCCAACAGAGAGCUGAUUGUGAAGGAGGGAUCCAGUGCCAGACUGACGUCUCACUUCCUGUCGUACACGGACGUUGACUCGGAGCCCGCAUCCCUACAGUACUUCCUGGUCUCCGCCCCCAAACUAGGUCAUCUGGAACUCACAGGAAAUCCAGGAAUCCCUGUGUCGGAGUUCAGCCAGUCAGACAUAGCAGCUAACAGUGUAGUGUACUACCACACCAGCCCUACAGAGAAUUACAUGGACGCCUUCACAUACACUGUCACUGAUGGAACAAAUCAGAUAACCCACAAAUUCACCAUCACAGUGGUACCAGUGGACGAUGAGAUCCCCCUGGUUAUAAAUAAUGGACUAACAGUUCAGGAGGGGGUUAGGAAAGUGAUCACAGAGUUUGAGCUGAAGGCAGUGGAUCAAGAUACUGAGGAGAGACAGUUGCAAUUCUCUGUUGUGAAUCCUCCCCGCCACGGCUCCCUCCAGACAUCAGACGGCUCCGUGUAUCACACUGUCUCCUCCUUCACUAUGGCUGACAUCUACGACAACAGAGUGAGUUACCUACACGAUGGCAGCGAGACUCAGGCCGACAGCUUCUCCUUCACUGUAACUGACGGCACCACCAAAAUGUUCUCCAUGCAGAGGGACGGGCGACGAGGAGACAUAAGUGUUCCCUCCCCAAACCCACAGGAUUUUAACAUAGAAGUUCUGCCUCUGGAUGAUGGUAUGCCUGUCCUUCAAACAAAUUUAGGAUUACAGUUCCUGGAGAAUUCUAAUGGACAAAUUUCCAACUUUAUAACAAACAAGGAGUUGCUGGCAAUAGAUGUGGACACGCCUUCAAACAGAGUCAUGUACCAUGUGACACAUCAGCCUCGUUAUGGUCAGCUGGAAAGGACAGAGACUCCCAGCAAACCAAUAUCAAGCUUCUCACAAGUGGAUUUGAACAACCAGAAGAUCCGUUAUGUGUUGAUGGGGGACAUCACGGUGGCUCAGGAUUAUUUUGUCUUUGAUCUGAUGGACAGUAAGCCCAAUACAGUGACCAGUAACAAGUUCUACAUCACCUGGUCAUAUAUAGAGUUUGACCACACACUCGUUAACGUUACAGAAACAGCUGGCAUUGUCCAAAUCCCUGUCAACAGGAAAGGCAAUCUCAAGCAGUACUGUGUGGUAUCGUGUAGAACAAUUCCUCUAACAGCCACAUCACAGAUUGUAUCAUCAAGGCCUGGGACUCAGGAUUUUGUAGAGAAAACAGGACAGAUCCAGUUUGAAGAGAUGCAGGAUUCUAAGAUGUGUAAUGUAAUCAUCAAUGAUGACUCGCUGUAUGAAGGAACAGAGAAGUUUUAUGUGGAGGUCUAUCAACCUAUCUACACUCUCUUAGGCAGGAAAAACAGAGCUACAUUGUCUAUAAUGGACCCUGAAGAUGAACCGAUGCUCCAGUUCAAUCAGUCUGUGUACCACAUCAGUGAGAAUGAUGGUUAUUUACAGGCGACCAUCACUAGAGCAGGUGACGUGAGUGACAGUGUCUCCGUCGUAUGUUACACUGUCCCCCUGACCUCGCGAGGUAGUGGACCAGACAGACUGGAGUCUGGCUCAGAUUACAUCACCAGGACUCACUCCAACAGGAACAGAGUUAUCUUCCCUGCCGGAGUCAUCACUGCUUCAUGCAGCGUCAGGGUGAUAGAUGAUAGUAUCUUUGAAAGCUCAGAGGAGAUGGAACUGAGACUUGCUGAUCCCUCAUUCAAUGCUAGGAUAGGGCUUCUGUCUUCAGCUACAGUUAUUAUUGAUGGACCUAAUGAUGAGUCCAGUAUACACUGGUCCCUGCCAUACUACCAUUUUGAUGAGGAUGCUGGUGAUGUGGAGGUGGAGCUCCUCCGGUCAGGGUCUGACCUGUCCCACACUUCUGUAGUGUGGUGCGCCACCCGACUCUCAGAACCACCCUCAGCCACCCCUGGGGAGGAUUACAUACCCAGCUCCUCCCAGGUCACCUUCCAACCAGGCCAGUCCUCUCAGAAAUGUCGCCUGACUCUGUUGGAUGACAGUGUGGAGCCGCGGUUAGAGGGUAAUGAAACGUUCGUUGUCUGGCUGAGUACUCCAGUAGGGAGUUCCCUGGGAAUCCCCCACACAGCUGUUGUUACUAUUUAUGACAGCCAUUUAGACAUUCCAACUAUGGAGUUUACCUACACUGAGAUGAUAAUAAAAGAGAGUGACCAUGUAGUACACAUCCCUAUUAGAAGACUGGGAGAUACCAGUCAGAAUUCCUCCGUCAUCUGCUACACACGACAAAGCACGGCAGUAGUCAUGAUGGACUACAGUGAAAGACCACUCACUGAGGCCUCCAGAAUAACAUUUCUACCUGGAGAGCAGGUGAAAAACUGUUCGGUUAGGAUUGUUGAUGAUAGUGACAAUGAACCAGUGGAAUUCUUUUUUGUCUGGUUAACUCAACCUAAAGGCACCAAGGACACCACAGCAGCAGUAGGAGACCAGGUCAAGGUCAAAAUAACUAUCAUCAACCCAGAAGAUGCUCCAACAAUUCAGUUUGAACAAGAAGAAUACACAAUUCACGAGCCAAGCCUUGGUGAACAUUCUGGUACAGUGAGUCUGAGAAUAAUCAGGAAUGGGGAUGUUAGCGGUACCUCCAGAGUCCGCUGUAGUACAAGAGAUGGCUCUGCUGUGUCAGGCAAAGACUACAAUCCUAAAAGUCAGAUCAUAACUUUCUCACCAGGGGAGAGGUACAUAGAUUUUCCAGUGGAGAUCCUCCAUAACAUCAAUAUUGAGUGGCAUGAGUCAUUUCGGGUCAUACUUGGUCCAGAGGAUCCCACAGGAGCGGGUCUGGGAGAUACGGCUCUGACCACAGUCACCAUACUGGACGAUGAAGUUUCAGGCAGUCUUAUCUUUCCUGCUCCACCCAUGGUGGUAUCUCUGCUUCACUUAGAUAAUAUACCAAAGGACUAUAAAGAGGACCCCUCCCCUGGUUACCCCCUUGUCUGUGUGUCUCCUUGUGAUGCACAGUAUCCCUCCUACAGUAUUACUCAUUCUUUGUGUCAACAGUCAGGAAUCAACCAAUCAGCUAUCUCCUAUCGUUGGGAGGUUGCCAUGCCGACCACUUACCACGGCACCAGACCUCCCUUUGUCAUGGUGACAGACAACACUCCCUUUACAAGUGUUGACUCUAAGGUUCUUGACAGUAUUUACUUCCGUCCAUCUUUUCGUGUUCGUUGUACCAUUCAACCUCUACAUUCUAAUGGUAAUCCCGGUAUUCCCUCGAAGAGUCAUGAAGUCAGCAUUUACCAUAACAACGGGAUUUGUAAUUCCCCUGUUUUCAGGGGAACACCAAAUAGUUACAGUGCACAAUCAUUUCUUGCCAACCUAAAAUAUGUGGGACCAGGUGACAGAAAGCACCCCAACACUGUCCAUAUUUCCAUUAGUGUUCCACAUCAGGAUGGUCAUCUUCCACUUAUCUCCACCUACCCUAUCCACAAUCUCCGCUAUCUGCUGGCUGAGCCAGUUUACAGACAGCAGCAUCUGUGUUCUAACUUUAUAAGUCCCCGUGAGCUCGCUGGGAUUGCUAAUUCUGCCUUUCUGGGCAGUUCAGAAGCAGGACCAUCAUUGUACAAGUUUCCUCACCAGUUUGAUCCAGCUUUUCGAGAAAAUAAAACUUUGAAUUUGUAUCGACACCUAAACAUGAAGUCAUGUAUGUGGAAAUUCGAUGCAUGGUAUCACAUGACAGAUUUAGUGGAUGUUUGUGGUGGAAAAGUAACUUCAGAUUUUCAGGUGAAGGAUGCUGGUAAGACUUACUUGACGGUGACGGUGCCCCUUUAUGUUUAUUAUGUGUAUGCCACGGCCCCUAUAGGGUGGGGGUCCCUCCAGCAUCACACCCAGAUGGAAUUCUCUUUUUACUAUGACACCAUUCUGUGGCACACUGGACUGGAAACCAAGGGCACUAUAUCAGGAGAUCUGCAGGUUCUCAAAAUUCUUGUCGGCAGGGAUGGAAAACUUAUAGUAGACUUCAAAACCCAUGCUAGGUUCAGAGGUUUGUAUGUAAUAAAACACCACACCUUGCCUAAUGUGGAGAGUAGAGUUAUUUCCCCUGAGGGUGUGUCCCUCCACAUGGACCUGACACUAGUGUGGGGGCAGCAGACCUUUGACAGCCCACAGCAGCUGUGGAGGACCUCCAGUGACUUCAGCGUCAAGGAUUACACUGGUACUUAUGUAUUGGAACUUGUUCCCUGCACUGUCCAUCCAACCCAGAAAUACAUCUCUAACCAGUCCCCUAUACCCUGCACUGCCCAACCUCCUCAAAGAUUUGAGGUGCCCAUAGCCUUCCAGCAAUCAAACCAUCCAGUCCCCCUUGUAUACUCACUGGACACAUCCUUCCAACUAACAAGCAAUAAAAAGGUCUUCUUAAUGGACAUCCAUGAUGAACAGCUGAAGGAGGAGAUGAAAUAUGAUGGGGUGUUUGACCAUGGUAAAAUCAAUUAUGCGAAACCACACAGUUGA